Messenger RNA from Chrysochloris asiatica (Cape golden mole), 1750 nucleotides. It is a transcript of the gene FOXN3, whose product is annotated as forkhead box N3. The coding region runs from base 100 to 1554 and encodes 484 amino acids. Gene Ontology annotation, cellular component: nucleus. The record is from RefSeq and is a predicted model, not a curated record. The transcript is spliced from 7 exons. NCBI's taxonomy places the organism in Eukaryota, Metazoa, Chordata, Mammalia, Afrosoricida, Chrysochloridae. Gene Ontology annotation, biological process: regulation of DNA-templated transcription. Gene Ontology annotation, molecular function: DNA-binding transcription factor activity; cis-regulatory region sequence-specific DNA binding.
CGGCGGCGGCGGCCUCCCGCGAGUCCAGCGCCGCCGCAGCCCCCCAAUGCAGCCGCGAGGAGCAGCGGGGGGGCAGCGAUCGAAGGAGCCUUCACGUAAAUGGGUCCAGUCAUGCCUCCCAGUAAGAAGCCGGAAAGCUCAGGAAUUAGCAUCUCCAGUGGACUGAGUCCGCGUUACCGGGGCAGUGGUUUGUCAAAGGCUCUUCAGGAGGACGAUGAGCUCGACUCUCCUCUGCCCGAUCCCCGAGUAGAAGAGGGGGCCAUGGAAGAUGAAGAGCUGACCAACCUGAACUGGUUGCAUGAGAACAAGAACCUGCUGAAGAGCUUCGGGGAGUCAGUCCUCAGGAGCGUCAGCCCUGUCCAGGACCUGGACGAUGACACGCCCCCAUCCCCCGCCCACUCGGACAUGCCCUACGAUGCCAGGCAGAACCCCAACUGCAAACCCCCUUACUCUUUUAGCUGCCUCAUAUUUAUGGCCAUUGAGGACUCCCCGACAAAGCGCCUGCCAGUAAAGGAAAUCUACAACUGGAUCUUGGAACAUUUUCCGUAUUUUGCAAAUGCACCUACUGGGUGGAAAAACUCAGUGAGACAUAAUUUGUCAUUGAAUAAGUGUUUUAAGAAAGUGGACAAAGAAAGGAGCCAGAGUAUUGGGAAAGGGUCAUUGUGGUGCAUAGACCCAGAAUAUAGACAAAAUCUAAUUCAGGCUUUGAAAAAGACACCUUACCACCCAAACUCACAUGUGUCCAAUACACCUCCCAGCUCUCCUCAGGCAUAUCAAAGCACAUCAGGUCCACCCAUCUGGCCAGGCAGCACCUUCUUCAAGAGAAACGGAGCCCUUCUGCAAGAUCCUGACAUUGAUGCUGCCACUGCCAUGAUGCUUUUGAAUACUCCCCCUGAGAUACAAGCAGGUUUUCCUCCGGGAGUGAUCCAGAAUGGAGCACGAGUUCUGAGUCGAGGGAUGUUUCCUGGUGUUCGGCCGUUGCCAAUCACUCCCAUUGGAAUGACGGCAACCAUGAGGAAUGGCAUCACCAGCUGCCGGACGCGGACUGAGAACGAGCCGUCGUGUGGCUCCCCCGUGGUCAGCGGUGACCCCAAGGAGGACCACAACUACAGCAGUGCCAAGUCUGCCAAUACCCGGAGCACCUCCCCGGCCAGCGACUCCAUCUCCUUCUCCUCGGCCGACGACCACUAUGAGUUCGCCACUAAGGGCAGCCAGGAGGGCAGCGAGGGCAGUGUCCAGAGCCACGAAAGUCACAGUGACACAGAGGACGACAGGAAACACAGCCAGAAAGAGGCCACGGAGGCCCUGGGAGACAGCGGGUUCACGUCCCAGCACAGGAAGCGGCAGCACCUGGCCAAGGCACGGAAGGUGGCCAGCGACACGCUGCCCCUCAAGAAGAGACUCACGGAAAAACCGCCGGAGAGUGAUGAUGAGGAGAUGAAGGAGGCCGCAGGCUCGCUCCUGCACCUGGCAGGGAUCCGGUCCUGUUUAAAUAACAUCACCAAUCGGACGGCAAAGGGGCAGAAAGAGCAAAAGGAAGCCACAAAAAAUUAAAACAAAAAAACAAGUCACUGAUUUGUUUUGAACUUCCAGCCAUUUGGUUUCAGCAUGUCAGGAGAUUUCUAAUGAUUUGUGGCAAUAUCAGCAAUUUAUUCAUUUUGUUUUUCUUUUUCCUUUUUUUUUUUGGGUUUGGCUUUUGUUUCUUUUCUUUAUGUUUUUUGUUUAUUAAUUUGCCCCCCUCCUUUGUUUU